Molecule: messenger RNA, 2477 nt
Organism: Dryobates pubescens (Downy woodpecker)
Lineage: Eukaryota; Metazoa; Chordata; Aves; Piciformes; Picidae
Gene: SLC16A2
Product: solute carrier family 16 member 2
Exons: 6
Coding region: 12-1544 (510 amino acids)
Biological process (GO): transmembrane transport
Molecular function (GO): monocarboxylic acid transmembrane transporter activity; thyroid hormone transmembrane transporter activity
Source: RefSeq, a predicted model, not a curated record
CGGCGGCGGGCAUGUGGGACCGGCUGCGGGGCAGUCGGGCGGCGGGCGGCGGCCGGAGUGCGGCCGCGAUGGCGCAGCGGGACGAGAAAGCGACGGGGGAAGGCGAGGGCGAUGGAGAAGCCCGUGCCGGGGCUCAGCCGAGCGGGGCCGAACGGGGCCCGAGCGGGGCCGCUGCGUCCUUCCAGCCCCCCGAGGGCGGCUUCGGCUGGGUGGUGGUUUUCGCUGCCGCUUGGUGCAACGGCUCCAUCUUCGGCAUCCAUAACUCCUUCGGGAUCCUCUACAUGAUGCUGCAAAGCGACCUGGGAGAGAGCAAGAAGGACCCCGCGCUGGAGUUUAAAACAGCAUGGGUUGGCUCCUUGGCCAUGGGAAUGAUUUUCUUCUGCUCUCCUAUUGUCAGCAUCUUCACCGACCGGAUCGGUUGCAGGACCACUGCAGCCUCAGGAGCUGCCAUCGCCUUCAUUGGACUCCUCUCCAGCUCCUUCACCAAAUCUCUGGAAGUUCGUUAUUUCACCUAUGGGAUCCUCUUUGGCUGCGGCAGCUCCUUUGCCUUCCAACCCUCACUGGUCAUCCUCGGUCACUACUUCAAGCGUCGCCUGGGCUUGGCCAACGGCAUUGUGGCCGGGGGCAGCUGCCUCAUCUCUGUGCCGCUCCCCUUCUUCAUGAAGGUGGUCGGGGAGGCCAUUGGGCUGGCGCAUACUUUCCAAAUACUCAGUGCCUUAUUGCUCAUCCAGAUAUUCUUGUCCUUGACCUACCGGCCCAUCUUGCCACCCUCUUGUGACUCUCAGCACGAUGGGCAGGACAAGCUGGGCAGCCGGAGUGUGCGGCAGCAGUGCUGGGCUCAGACGCGCAAGUAUUUCAACCUGAGGGUGUUCCGGAGAAAGACCUAUCGGAUCUGGGCCUUCGGCAUUGCUACUGCUGUCCUGGGAUAUCUCGUACCUUACAUGAACCUGGUCAAAUAUGUGGAGAAGCGCUUUCAAGAAACCAAAAAGGACUGGAUCCUCCCAGUUUGCCUCGGAGCCAUGUCAGGGCUGGGGCGCUUGGUUUCAGGUCGCAUUGGUGACUGCAUUCCUGGGCUGAAGAAGAUUUACCUGCAGGUUGCGUCCUUCGUGCUGCUGGGCAUCCUGUGCAUGAUGAUCCCCCAGUGCCGAGGGUUCGAGGGCGUCAUUGUCAUCUGCCUCUUCCUUGGCCUUUGUGAUGGCUUCUUCACCACCAUCAUGGCUCCCAUUGCCUUUGAGCUGGUGGGACCCAUGCAGGCAUCCCAGGCCAUAGGGUACCUCAUGGGGCUGAUGGCUGUGCCCAUGACCGCAGGCACACCAAUAGCAGGAUACCUCAAUGACUAUUUUGGGAAUUACGAUGCUGCCUUUUAUUUCGCUGGCGUCCCCCCCAUCAUCGGCGGCUUGGUGCUUUCUGUCGUCCCACUCAUCCAUCAGAAGAUGCUGAAGAAGCAGCGCCUGGAUUCUGGCAAAGACAAGAUGCUGGUCUCGGAGGCGGUGGUGAACGGGGAGCUGCUGCCAGGCUGUCCUGCCUCUGAAGCCCCCAUGUAACAUGUCACCGACAGUCACUGUGGCCACCAGCAGCCUCUCCGUAGCCCAAGCACAGGCUCUUUUCUAGGCAGCCCCUUUGUCCAAAAAAACCCCCACAAAAAAGUUCUUCUAGUUAAAGGCUUUUAACUGGAAAGGCUCUUUUUUGGGGGGACAGUUUUGAUUUCAAAGCCACCUUUGUUGUUGUUUUUUUUUCCUCUAACCAUUUUUCUAAGGACAACCCUCACCAGGAUUCAAACUUGAUCCAUCUCCUGCUCCUCACCCCCACCCAGUUUUCUAUACAUCACAACAGAGGUUUACAGCUAAUAAAUGCCUUUUGAAAGCAGGCCACAGAUGGAGCUUGUUGAACAUUGCAGCUGUCCAUCCUUCUCCUCCGGUGUCACUGGGGUGUCACGUCCGAGACCACCCCCUCCCCGUCCGGCACCGGAGGCUCUUUUGGAGCCAGCAGCUCUGAAGGAGGAAACGCUGCUUUGGUCCGAUGCACAAACCAAAUAAAUGGUCGGCAAGUCCUGCUUUAAUCUUCUUCUCUCCUCCUUUUCCUCUGCUCUCCCACACCCCCAGGGAGCUGCAGCUGGGACCAUGGGGAGCUCAGCCGGCUCCGGUCCUGCCUCUCUCAUCGGACGGAGCCGCGCGGGAGCAUCCCCUUCCUGCAAAAUAAUAUGCCUUAAAAACGCAUGGACAAGACCAACAGGUCCUUCAGCCACUUCCCACCCCUGUUAUCUCAUCCUGCAACUAAUGAUUGACCUUUUGAGGUGCAAAAGAGAGGGGCAGCUUCCAGCACAGCCCACAGUGGGCAAGGCACUGAGAUGGGGACUUCAGAGGUGUUGAGGCAUGUAGGGUCAGGACAGAGUCCCUUGAGUCUGUGCCAUGCCAGGAAGCAACUUCCUGGUACCCAGGGAUGCAGAAUGUAGCCAACUUAGAACAUGGGGGCACCCA